Molecule: messenger RNA, 3070 nt
Organism: Trichosurus vulpecula (common brushtail)
Lineage: Eukaryota; Metazoa; Chordata; Mammalia; Diprotodontia; Phalangeridae
Product: zinc finger protein 2 homolog
Exons: 3
Coding region: 166-2601 (811 amino acids)
Biological process (GO): regulation of transcription by RNA polymerase II
Cellular component (GO): PcG protein complex; transcription regulator complex
Molecular function (GO): RNA polymerase II cis-regulatory region sequence-specific DNA binding; DNA-binding transcription factor activity, RNA polymerase II-specific
Source: RefSeq, a predicted model, not a curated record
AUUCAGGCAGUUGGACUAGAUCAAUUCUGAAGUGUCUCUCAGCUCUAAGUCCUGUGACAUUUGAUGGUUUAGGAGCUGGUGACAUUCCACGAUGUGGCUGUGGACUUCACCCCAGAGGAGUGGGGCCUGUUGGACCCUUCUCAGAAAGAGCUGUACAAGGAGGUCAUGGUGGAGAAUGCCCAGAACCUGCUGUCCCUGGGACUUCCAGCUCCCAGAGAAGGAUUCAUCUCCCAUUUUGGACAAGGGGAUGCGCCAUGGAUGCUGGAGCAAGAAGAUGCCAGAACCUCCUGUCCAGAUGGAGAGACAAGGCUUGAAAUGAGGAAGGCUACUGCCAAGUUGAACAUUUCUUCAGAAGAAUCACGACAGCAAAGAUUCAUGAAAAAUGGUGUCUGGGGCUCUGAUAUCACAAUGGAGAAAAAACAAAAGAGUCACUGUGCCUUUGAUCAAGAUGGAAAGAGUUUUAGACAAUGUUCAGCCCUAAUUCCCUGUAAGAAAAUGACCUCAGGGGAAUGCUGUUCACAGGAUUAUAAAUAUAGGGAGAGCUUUACUGAACCAGUAGAGUUGGUUGAGUCUCAUGAGAAGCUUCCUAAAGUGCAAACUUAUGGAUGUGAGAAGACCUUCAGCUUGAAUUCAGAACUAAUUAGAUCUCAGAAAAGUCAUACUGGAGAAAUGCUUGGUAUCGGUAAUGAAGGUGAGAAGGCCUUGAGUCAUAAUUCAAAGCUCACUGACCACCAGAAAAUUCAAAAUGGAAAGCAACAUUAUGCUUGUAUUGAAUGUGGUAAAGCCUUUAAGCGACACUCAUCCCUUAUUUCCCAUCAGAGAAUUCAUACUAGAGAGAAUUCUCAUGAGUGUCAUGCAUGUGGUAAAACUUUCAGGGAAAACUCAUCCCUUAAUUUACAACAGAGAAGACACACUAGAAAGAAACUUUAUGAAUGUAAUCAUUGCAGAGAAACUUAUAGACAAAAGUCUGGGCUUGCUAAGUAUCAGAAAACCCCCACUGGAAAGAAACCUUAUGCAUGUGAUAAAUGUGGAAAGGCUUUCAGAUAUAGAUGUCUUCUUGCUGCACAUCAGAGAAUCCACACUGGAGAGAAACCUUAUGAAUGCAAUCAAUGUGGAAAAACCUUCACACAGAGGUCAGGUCUUGGUCAACAUGAGAAAAUCCACACUGUAGAGAAACCUUAUGCAUGUGACAAAUGUGGAAAGGCUUUCAGACAUAGAUAUCUUCUUGGUGCACAUCAGAGAAUCCAUACUGGAGAGAAACCUUAUGAAUGUGAUGUAUGUGGAAAGGCUUUCAGAAAGAGAUUCAGUCUGGCUGAACAUCAGAGAAUCCACACUGGAGAGAAACCUAAUGAAUGUGAUAAAUGUGGAAAGGCUUUCAGAAAGAGAUGCAGUCUGGUUGCACAUCAGAAAAUCCACAGUGGAGAGAAACCUUAUGAAUGUGAUAAAUGUGGAAAGGCUUUCAGAAAGAGAUGCAGUCUGGCUGCACAUCACAAAAUCCACACUGGAGAGAAACCUUAUGAAUGCAAUCAAUGUGGAAAAACCUUCAUACACAAGUCAGGUCUUGGUCAACAUCAGAAAAUCCACACUGGAGAGAAACCUUAUGAAUGUGAUAAAUGUGGAAAGGCUUUCAGGAAGAGAUACAAUCUGGCUGAACAUCAGAGAAUCCACACUGGAGAGAAACCUUAUGAAUGUAAUCAAUGUGGAAAGACUUUCAGACUCAGCCAGAGUCUGGGUGCACAUCAGAGAAUCCACACUGGAGAGAAACCUUACGAAUGUAAUCAAUGUGGAAAGAGAUUUAGACAGAACUCAGGUCUUGCUGAACAUCAGAGAAUCCACACUGGAGAAAAACCUUAUAAAUGUAAUCAGUGUGGAAAGACUUUCUGCAGCAACUACAAACUUGCUCUACAUCAGAGAAUCCACACUGGAGAGAAACCUUAUAAAUGUAAUCAAUGUGGAAAGACUUUCACACUUAGCUGGAGCCUUUCUACACAUCAGAGAAUCCACACUGGAGAGAAACCUUAUAUAUGUAAUAAAUGUGGAAAGAGCUUCAGACAGUUUUCAACUCUUGCUGGUCAUCAGAAAAUCCACAUUGGAGAGAAACCUUAUGAAUGUGACAAAUGUGGAAAGGCUUUUAGAAGUACCUCUGAACUCACUGUACAUCUAAGAAUCCACACUGGAGAAAAACCCUAUGAAUGCAAGCAGUGUAGAAAGACUUUCACGCGGAGUUCCUAUCUGGCUGCACAUCAGAGAAUCCACACAGGAGAGAAACCUUAUGAAUGUGAUAAAUGUGGCAAGGCUUUUAGAAGUACCUCUGAACUUACUAUACAUCUAAGAAUCCACACUGGAGAAAAACCUUAUGAAUGCAAGCAGUGUAGAAAGGUUUUCGCACAGAGUUCCCGUCUGACUGUACAUCAGAGAAUCCACACUGGGGAGAAACCUUAUGAAUGUGAUAAAUGUGGAAAGGCUUUCAGACUCAGCACGACUCUGACUGCACAUCAGAGAAUCCACACUAGAGAGAAACCUUAUGAAUGUAAUCAAUGUGGAAAGAGCUUCACACAGAGCUCAGGUCUUGCUUAUCAUCAGAAAAUCCACAGGAGAUAGAAACUUUAUGAAUUCAAUCAGUGUGGAAAGACUUUCAUCAGCAACUACAAACUUGCUCUACAUCAGAGAAUCCACACUGGAAAGAAACCCUAUGAAUGUGAUCAAUGUGGUAAAGUCUUCCAUCAACAGCAAUCCCUUAUUUCCCAUUGGAGAAUUCAUAAUAGAAAUCUUAUCACUGUCUUGGAUGAGGAAAGGCAUUCAAAUGCAGUGUAGAGCUCAUUAGACAUCAGAAGAUUCACUCUUGGGAUAAGUUCUAUAUUGACUCAAUGUGGGAAAACCUUCACAGAUCAUCUCUUUAUAUCAGUUGAUUCAAGAUGAUUCCUAGUGGAGAAAAGCUAUGACUGUGUUCAGUGCGGAUGUGCACAUUGCAUGUAUUAUAUUUAAUAGUAAAUGCUAUAAUAAACUUAAAAGAAUGAUCUCAUUUUAUUUCAUGGUUGUGAAUUUUAAAAUAAAAAAUCUAGUAUCACUA